UGCGCAAGACCGUUGACCUUUACAACUUGUGCAGUAAAUUAUCAAGAUUACCUUUUCAGAACGUGUUCUAAAUUUUUAAUUUGUUCACAUAACCCAGAGAUGAGGGUGGUGCGGUCAGCAAUGGUUUAUUUGGCUAUUUUCAUCCUCAACAUAGCUUACGGAGCCCUGGCCCAGAACAACUCUCAACACCAUGGAAACGUGACGCAAGCGCGGCUGGUGGGUGGGUCCAGUAACGGUGAGGGCCUCCUGCAGUUGUACUAUAAGGGGGAAUGGGUGCAUAUUUCUGCCUCUUAUGGAUAUUUCACGAGAAAUGACGCCAAGGUUGUAUGCAGCAUGCUUGGAUACGGUAACAGUACAGUGGCAUAUCCGCUCUUGCCUGAUGAGGGGGGCAGCUUGUUUGGUUCACUGACAAGUCGCUCAUGGAAUGACCAGAGACUCAACUGCCGCGGAACAGAAACAGAUAUUAAACAGUGUAGCGGAUGGUCAAACUCGUUUUCACUUUCAACAACAGACCAUGGCUUCACGGUUGCGUUGUUAUGUGAACGCCCUCAGCUGCGGCUACAGAACGGUGACACUCCAUAUUCCGGAAGAGUAGAACUUUAUUUCCAGAACAGAUGGAGGCCUCUUUGCGGCUACAAUUUCGGACAUGCCGAAGCAAGAGCCGUCUGCAACACGCUGGGUUUUCACAACACGGGCAUUGCUGUUGCGUUCACGGGGUCUCAUUUUGGAAAAGGCACGGUUGAUCCCAUCAUCAGUAAGCUGAAUUGCAAGGGAAACGAAGCACACAUUUUCGAUUGCAGUCCCUACUUUGAAUCAGCCUGCACCAAUAUGGGCGAUAGAACCACAGCCGGUGUCAAUUGCAAUAAGACACGUUUGCGCCUUGUUGGUGGUCCAACUAACACAUCUGGGCGAGUAGAGGUACUCCAGGAUGGAACAUGGGGAACUAUAUGCGGCGAUUUCAGCGGAAAUGCUGUGACAGUCAUAUGCAGGAUGAUUGGUGUCAAUAAUCCUCAAGCUUUUGGAUACGGUCAUAACUACUACGGAGAGGGUCACGGCAACAUUGUCAUCAAAUCCCUUUCCUGUGACGGCACCGAGACCGAUAUCUCAAUGUGCCGCUCAUACUAUUGGGCGGGCUUUGGAAAUUCCUUCUAUGUUUCUUGUGAUCAUUCAAAGGAUGCCGGUGUCAAUUGCGAUGGGAAAACUCCCAUCCGGUUAGUAGACGGCGUCUCAGAGCAGUCCGGUCGUCUCGAGGUGUUCCAUAACGGUCACUGGGGCACAGUCGGUAGUUCCAACUUCGACGACCACGAUCUUGAUGUCAUCUGUAGGAUGCUUGGAUUCAAUUAUUCAUCCAAAUCAUUCUACGAGUUUGGGUACUACGGAGAAGGAUAUGGGGAGAUUGUUGUGAGCAGUCUAAGCUGCCAAGGCCAUGAGUCUGACAUUGGUCACUGCGCGGCCACGUGGUGGCCGAUCAUCUCAUAUGAUCACAGGCGAGACGUUGGCGUCAACUGUAACGGCGUUAUUCCCAUCCGUCUUGGCGGGCCUGGCAACGCUACAGCGGGGAUGGGACGAGUUGAGUUUCUGCACAACAACCACUACGCCACCAUUUGCUCCAAAGGCUUCGAUCGAGUUGACUUGAUGGUCGUCUGUCGUAUGCUCGGAUUUGACAAUAUUCCGGCAAGCGCCCAUUGGUUCCUCAGCCCAAACCAAGGCUUUGGGGAGAUUGGGUUUUCCCAAUUGCAUUGCUUAGGCAUUGAAGACAGCAUCGGACACUGUUUAGCAGACAAGCCAGCCUCGGGUUGUAGCCAUGCCGAUGACGUGAAUGUCAACUGUCUUGGAGCAACUGAGAUUUUACGAUUAGUUGGAGGCUCAAAGAACUACACGGGACGGGUGGAGUUGUACCACACAGGUCAAUGGGGCACGAUAUGCGACACAUCCUUUGACAAAGCUGACGCCGUCGUCAUCUGCAGGAUACUGGGCUUCCCAAACCCGGAACGCGCAUUGGCCUAUUCGGGUGGACAUUUCGGGUCUGCAAACAGUAGCGUGCCGUCGCUGAUGACGUACCUCCGUUGCAACGGGCUAGAAACGACAUUGAGUCAAUGCAAUCCUACGUGGGCGGUAAAUGAGUGCAGUCAUAGCCAUGAUGUUGGCGUGGAUUGCUGUCCAAACUGUCAGCAGGCAGGAAUCAUCGGUUGAAGAUUCUUAGCCGUCACUUCUGGGUUACGGGAAAUAACCGAAAUCAUGCAUAAUAAUAAAUUCGAAAUAAAAUGACCUUUCUUUAAGUCAAUAAAAAUUCCUUAUUCUGAUAUUUAAAUAAACUAUUUUAAAUAAAGACUUUUUAAUGUG
This is a messenger RNA of Dreissena polymorpha, 2343 nucleotides long. RefSeq names its product scavenger receptor cysteine-rich type 1 protein M130-like. The transcript has 16 exons. The coding region runs from base 100 to 2193 and encodes 697 amino acids. Gene Ontology annotation, cellular component: membrane. The record is from RefSeq and is a predicted model, not a curated record. Lineage: Eukaryota; Metazoa; Mollusca; Bivalvia; Myida; Dreissenidae.